AUGUCCAUACUCUUACUUGAGGUUCUCUAGUACAUACAUACGUACGUGCACCGUGAGAGGUUAUAAAUUCGAAAUUCUCCGCAAUUUAGUCAAUGUCUCGGGAUGAAUCGGAAUGAGUAUUUCCACGUGAAGAAUCUUGCAGCUUGACUGAUUCCGUGCAGAUCAGUGCAAUGUAAAAGAUGGACGAUAAUAUACACGCAAAUGUAAUUUAAACAUGGAUUACUUGGGCGAGGUAUUCGCCCUCGGAAUGGAUGCUGUCAUAUUCGCUGUCUGCCUGAGGCAAUACGUGUAUUAUAAAAAUGCAGUUAAGGCCAUUAAGGAUGUUGAAAUACAUGAGGUUGGCCCAAACCUCGAUACCCUAUUGGCCAAUGAGCCAGGUAACAAGCGCUAUGUCGGUGUCAGAGGCGUCGUGAGGCCACUAGGGGAACCGUUGAAGAGUAUCAACAAAAGCGAUGUUACUGGAGUUAUACAGAAACUUACUAUUCAAGAACACGUUGUCGCUAGAACAUCCGCUGGCUUCUGGUCUGAUGAACAACGAAUAAUACAGACUAUAUACAAUGUGGUACCAUUUGUUCUACAAAAGGAUUGGUAUUCUGUAGAAGUAAUAGAUCCACUGUCUGCCGACGUUCUGAACCUGGAUGUGAUCUCUGAUCACUUCGAGCCUACUGUACCGACACUUGUAGAUCAUAUAUGGGGAUUUUUCACAGGGAUACGUCAACGUGGUCUACAAUCUACAGAAAAAAUGUUGCGUGAAGAUUCAGUUAUUACAGUGGUAGGUGAGCUCUCGAGUUCAGAAACUAAAUCCAACUUCCUUACUCUGCAACUGCCAUUAAACGGGUCCCCUUUUUGUAUAACAAGCAUGUCGGUUACUGCCUUGAUACGGAAGUUAGAUAAUCGCACGAAAGUGUACAGGAUAUUGUGUUUAAUGUGCGGCACUGUCGGAUUGCUAUUCGGAGGAAUCGUAGCACGACGAUACUGGAAGAACAAACAGGAACAACGAUUGGCAGAAGAGUUACGUCAGUCGCUCGAAGCGUCGCGUCAAGAAAGGCGUCAACGAGUCAGGGACAGCGACCUCAGGGAGGAUCAAAUAUGCGUAGUUUGCAAAACGAACGCACGCGAAAUCAUUUUGCUACCCUGCGGCCACGUUUGCAUAUGCGAGGAUUGCUCGGCCAGCAUCAACAAUAACUGUCCCAUUUGCAGAACGCAGAUCACGCAGAAAGCAGCAGCGUACAUCGUAUGAAUCUUGUUUUGAUACAGAUAUAAGUUUUUAUAAAGCAAAAAAAUAGUUUUAUUCUAUUAUGAAGAAGGAUAGACUGUUUACGUGAAAGUCAAAAAUGAUUAAAACGUAAGAAAUUUGGUUUUGUCUCAUUUAAAAAUGUGAUGCAGGACGUUACACUUGUGCAGUUUUACUAUUCAAACAAUUGAUUUUGAUUGCGUAAAAGAUGUACAUAUAUAUAUAUACAUAUAUAUUAUUUAUUAAAACUGUGAUGUCAAAAUUAUCCUAAUGUAGCUUUCGUACUACAAAAAUAAAUAAUUUUGGUAUUCAAUAUGUAAA
Ooceraea biroi (clonal raider ant) is the source of this 1555-nucleotide messenger RNA. It is a transcript of the gene Mul1, whose product is annotated as mitochondrial E3 ubiquitin protein ligase 1. The record is from RefSeq and is a predicted model, not a curated record. Gene Ontology annotation, biological process: organelle organization; protein ubiquitination. NCBI's taxonomy places the organism in Eukaryota, Metazoa, Arthropoda, Insecta, Hymenoptera, Formicidae. Gene Ontology annotation, molecular function: ubiquitin-protein transferase activity.